Trametes versicolor FP-101664 SS1 is the source of this 744-nucleotide messenger RNA. Its product is annotated as alpha/beta-hydrolase. Gene Ontology annotation, molecular function: hydrolase activity. NCBI's taxonomy places the organism in Eukaryota, Fungi, Basidiomycota, Agaricomycetes, Polyporales, Polyporaceae. The record is from RefSeq and is a predicted model, not a curated record. The transcript has 8 exons. Bases 1 to 744 code for a protein of 247 amino acids.
AUGGCAACGCUCGCAGGCUCCGUUGGGGCGCACUGUCUCCAGACUGUCCAGCACGUCGGCGACCCGCGCGGAACAGUCGAGCAGAUCGCGGGCGUGAACACGUACGUCGCGCGCCCGGCGUCUGGGGGCAGCGACAAGAUCAUCCUGUUCUUCGCGGACGUGUUCGGCGCGCUGUAUGUGAACUCGAAGCUGCUCAUGGACUACUGGGCUGAGCACGGGUAUCUGGUGCUCGCCCUGGACUACUUCGAGGGGGACUCGUACGGGUUCCACCUCGACGAGAAGGGCUUUGACACGCAGGCGUGGAUCAAAAAGAACCAGGCGCGCACGGAGGUGCUGCUUCCUCCCUGGAUAGACGCGGUACGAGAGCAGUAUGGACCUGACAAGAAGUAUGUCUGCGUCGGAUACUGCUACGGCGCACCGUACGUGAUGGACCACGUGAAGAAAGACUGGAUCACUGCAGGCGCCUUCGCGCACCCCGCCUUCCUGAGCGAAGAUCACUUCAAAGACGUGAAAAAGCCCCUGCUGCUGUCGUGCGCAGAAAUCGAUCAUACAUUUCCCGCCGAGUCGCGUCGCCGGGCGGAAGACCUGCUGGUGGAGCAGAAGGCGACCUACUUCAUCCAAGUGUUCGGGUCCGUCAAGCAUGGAUUCGCGUUGCGCGGGGACCCGAAAGUUCCUGUGGAGAAAUGGGCGAAGGAGGAAAGCGCGCGGGGGAUCUUGAACUGGUUUGAUCAUUUCUGCGGUUGA